Molecule: messenger RNA, 1347 nt
Organism: Capronia epimyces CBS 606.96
Lineage: Eukaryota; Fungi; Ascomycota; Eurotiomycetes; Chaetothyriales; Herpotrichiellaceae
Product: tubulin beta chain
Exons: 8
Coding region: 1-1347 (448 amino acids)
Biological process (GO): mitotic cell cycle; microtubule cytoskeleton organization
Cellular component (GO): cytoplasm; microtubule
Molecular function (GO): GTP binding; GTPase activity; structural constituent of cytoskeleton
Source: RefSeq, a predicted model, not a curated record
AUGCGUGAGAUCGUUCACUUGCAGACGGGCCAAUGUGGUAACCAAAUCGGUGCUGCCUUCUGGCAAAUCAUCUCCGGAGAACAUGGCCUUGACGGCUCUGGAAUCUAUCAUGGCACCUCUGAUCUCCAACUCGAGCGUAUGAACGUCUACUUCAAUGAAGCUUCUGGAAACAAGUAUGUGCCUCGUGCAGUUCUCGUCGAUCUCGAACCCGGCACCAUGGACGCCGUUCGAGCUGGUCCAUUUGGUCAACUCUUCCGACCUGACAACUUCGUCUUCGGCCAGAGUGGUGCUGGAAACAACUGGGCCAAAGGUCAUUAUACAGAGGGUGCGGAACUGGUGGACCAAGUCCUCGACGUGGUUCGACGUGAGGCGGAGAGCUGCGAUUGUCUCCAAGGUUUCCAGAUCACUCACUCCCUGGGUGGUGGUACCGGUGCUGGUAUGGGUACGCUAUUGAUCUCCAAGAUCCGCGAAGAGUUCCCCGAUCGAAUGAUGGCCACCUUCUCGGUCGUGCCAUCUCCCAAGGUCUCCGACACCGUCGUUGAACCAUACAAUGCGACCCUCUCGGUUCACCAACUGGUUGAGAACUCCGACGAGACAUUUUGCAUUGACAACGAGGCGCUCUACGAUAUCUGCAUGCGUACUUUGAAGCUGGCGAAUCCUUCGUAUGGCGACCUGAAUCACCUUGUCUCAGCAGUCAUGUCCGGCGUUACCACUUGCCUGCGUUUCCCUGGACAAUUGAACUCUGACCUCCGUAAACUUGCCGUGAACAUGGUUCCAUUCCCACGUCUUCACUUCUUCAUGGUCGGGUUCGCCCCUCUCACCAGCCGUGGGGCAAAUUCUUUCCGUGCUGUCACAGUUCCAGAACUUACACAACAAAUGUUCGACCCGAAGAACAUGAUGGCCGCUUCGGACUUCCGCAAUGGUCGCUACUUGACCUGCUCGGCCAUUUUCCGUGGCAAGGUUAGCAUGAAGGAAGUCGAAGAUCAGAUGCGCAAUGUCCAGAACAAGAACAGCAGCUACUUCGUUGAAUGGAUCCCGAACAACGUGCAGACCGCGCUCUGCUCCAUUCCGCCACGCGGUUUGAAGAUGUCUUCGACUUUCGUUGGCAACUCCACUUCUAUCCAGGAGCUGUUCAAGCGUGUCGGGGAUCAAUUCACUGCCAUGUUCCGUCGCAAGGCUUUCUUGCAUUGGUACACUGGUGAGGGUAUGGAUGAAAUGGAAUUCACAGAGGCCGAGUCCAACAUGAACGACCUGGUCUCGGAGUACCAACAAUACCAGGAAGCCAGCAUCUCGGAGGGCGAGGAGGACUAUGGCGAGGAGGAGGCGCCCUUGGAGGAGGAAGUGUAA